AUGUCGGCAAACGCUAUGGUCGCCACAGACUUGCCUCUCAAGCUCAUCGCCAAGGGAAAGGUCCGCGAUGUCUACGAUGCUGGUCUCGCCAACGGUCCUCACGCAGGUGCGAUUCUCUUUGUCGCAACCGACCGAAUCUCUGCCUUCGAUAUCGUUCUUGAGAACGGCAUCCCAAACAAGGGCAAGCUUCUCCAUGCACUCUCCACUUUCUGGUUCGGCCUCUUGACACCAUCCCUCAUUGAGUCGCACAUCAUCGCCACAGACUACGCCCAGUUCCCGAUGGAGCUCCAACAGAAGCUCGAAUCGGUCAAGGAGCAAGUCGAAGGUCGUUCCAUGCUGGUUAAGCGUGCCAACGUUCUCCCUAUCGAAGCUAUCGUGAGGGGUUACAUCGCCGGCAGUGGCUGGGCAGAAUACAAGCGCACAGGUACCGUUCAUGGCAUCAAGCUCCAAGAGGGCUUGCAGGAGAGUCAGGAGAUCCCCAACGGUCCACUUUUCACUCCGAGUACAAAGGCUCAACAGGGAGACCAUGAUGAGAAUAUUCACCCUGAUAAAGUCGAGCAAAUCAUCGGCGCAGACCUGGCCAAGCAGAUGGCUACUGCGGCUGUCUCUCUCUACUCCAAAGCUGCCGCCCACGCCAAGUCUCGGGGCAUUAUCCUAGCCGAUACCAAAUUCGAAUUCGGUCUGAUCCCUUGCUCCUCCAACCCAGGUCAAGAGGAGAUGAUCUUGGUCGACGAAGUGCUCACUGCAGACAGCUCGCGUUUCUGGUCGGCGGAAAAAUACGCUGUUGGUCGUGGUCAAGAUAGUUUCGACAAGCAAUACGUGAGGGACUGGUUGAAGGCGAAUGGAUUGGAUAAGGCUGCUGAUCAAGGUGUGCCUGUUACAUUACCGGAUGAUGUGGUUAAGAGGACAGAGGACAAGUAUAUGGAGGCCUAUGAAUUGAUUACUGCUCACAAGUAUCACAACUAA
Molecule: messenger RNA, 966 nt
Organism: Ustilago hordei
Lineage: Eukaryota; Fungi; Basidiomycota; Ustilaginomycetes; Ustilaginales; Ustilaginaceae
Product: putative ADE1 -phosphoribosylamidoimidazole-succinocarboxamide synthase
Exons: 3
Coding region: 1-966 (321 amino acids)
Biological process (GO): 'de novo' IMP biosynthetic process
Cellular component (GO): cytoplasm
Molecular function (GO): phosphoribosylaminoimidazolesuccinocarboxamide synthase activity
Source: RefSeq, a predicted model, not a curated record